AUGAAACCUAAAGUCUUGUUUUUGGGAGACUUGAAUAGAUCAUUGCCCGAGUUUAAGGAAUUUGAAUCUAAUUUUGAGUGCAUUGACUACACAUUAACAACCGUAGAAAAAUUAAUUGAGGACUUCAAGACUCGAUUCUCUACUAUUGAAGCAAUAUAUGGAGCUUGGUUAGGUUUAUCCUUCUUGGGUGGUUUUAGGAACGAGAUUUUGGAGAAUGCACCAAAGUCUCUAAAAGUCAUAGCUGUUUGCUCUGUUGGAUUCGAUAGUUAUGAUGGUGAGGGCAUGGCAAAGAAGGAUAUAAUUUUGACCAAUGUUCCUAGCCUAGGAGCUUCCGAACCUGUUGCAGACCUAGUUUUGUACAAUACCAUUGCAAGCUUCAGAAAUUUCAAGUUUGAUCAAUCCAAUUUUACACCUGAUCACAAUCAUACUGUCCAUUUGAGGAAGAUGUUGGAUUCCAACCAGUUUGACCUGACCCUGGGUAAGAUUGUCUUGGGAGAUCCAAGUGGAUACUCUUUUGGAGAAAAAAAAGGAGGAAGGUUUGCCCUUUCACCAAAGGGGCACAAUGCACUCAUAGUGGGAUUUGGUAGUAUUGGACAAAAAAUCGGGCAGAGAUUAUCACAAAUUGGAAUGAAUAUCCACUACGUAAAAAGAUCUAAAUUAAGUGAAAAAGAAGAAAAUAAAUUAGGCUACGAAAUCGUUUAUCACAAAAGUAUUAUUGAUGCAAAGAAAAUUGCUGAUUUGAUAGUAAUCGCGUGUCCUGGUACUCCAGAAACAAAACACCUAAUCAAUAGGUCCCUAAUUGAUUCCAUGUCAAAACCAUUCAGAAUAAUAAAUAUUGGUAGAGGAUCCAUAGUUGAUGAAAAAGCACUAGUAGAGGGUCUAAAAACUGGUAAAAUCCUCUUUGCAGGCUUAGAUGUAUUUGAAGACGAGCCCAAAGUUAAUCCCGAAUUAUUUAAUAGAGACGACGUUAUAUUGACACCUCACAUUGGUGCUUCGACUGUCGAAAACUUUGACUUCACCGCUAUCUAUGCUAUGAAAAACAUUGAAAACAUUUUGUUGCAUCAGCAGAAUGGCUUGAGUAGAGUGAAUUAG
Priceomyces carsonii is the source of this 1092-nucleotide messenger RNA. RefSeq lists its product as uncharacterized. Gene Ontology annotation, cellular component: cytosol. The coding region runs from base 1 to 1092 and encodes 363 amino acids. The transcript has a single exon. Gene Ontology annotation, molecular function: glyoxylate reductase (NADPH) activity; NAD binding; hydroxypyruvate reductase [NAD(P)H] activity. NCBI's taxonomy places the organism in Eukaryota, Fungi, Ascomycota, Pichiomycetes, Serinales, Debaryomycetaceae. The record is from RefSeq and is a predicted model, not a curated record.